GAAACUUGCGCGCAUAAAAUAUCAACUAUCAACAACCUUUUUAGGUUGCAUCAAUGCAACUCAUUGAUGCCUGUGUAUAUUCCACAUUUUUUUAAUGUUAUAUAUUGCAAUUAAGUAAUCAUUAAAAAAUAAAUUAUUAAGAAUUUAUCUAAAGCGUCGUAAUAAUCUUGACUUGGUUGUGAAAAUGUAAAUCACAUCGAAGAUUCAAGAAUUUCGAAGAUCGAGAAAUUUGACGUAGAAUAAAACAUUAAAACGGGCAAUUGGUUACGACACAGUCGGUGAGUGAAGAAUAGCAGUUCCAGCGAAAAUGAUGAGAUGCAGACAGAAAGUAAUGAAAUAUAAGAAUGUUCUGAUCUGGACGUGAUUUCGCGACCGGGGAGAUUAUGAGAUGCAGUAGUGUACAGAAGAAAUUUUUGUUAGUCUUUAGAGACAAUAUAUGAGAUUAAUAAUAUAACCGUCGACAAUAUGAGGAAGUAUUACCAAGCUGCUUUAGCUGUUACAGCGGUGGUAAGCCUCGUAUCUUUGCUCAUCUACAGGCACGAGUACAACAAGCUCAGGUACGUCUUGGAAGUUUUCAAUUACUUCGGCAAGCCCGGGCCGAGGAGAGCGGAUGCGAAUUGUAUGAACUUUAGUACGACCUUCACGUCGUUCAACGCGAGAUUCGACGAGCCGAUUCCCUCCUGGCAACGCCUGGAGGACGAUCUGUACGUAUAUUCCGCGUACGGCGUCAACGACAGGGAGAUACGAGCUGUCGGACUUGGGACCAUAAACAGCGUCUCGAAUAUGCAGUGUCUCGUCUUCUUCGAGAACGAGAGCAAGCCCAUACUGGGGAGCUUCAAAUUCCUUCCCAUCGGCAACGCGGUUACCUCGAGUCUAGGUGAGAAUUCGAGAUACGGGGGAUACCAUUUCGUUUGUACGUACACGAGCGACGAGACUCCCACCGGGAUAACGUUUGUUACAAAGUCCAACAAGUAUCUCAAUUACGCACCCAUCUUUCCCAUAAAGAUACAGCCGCGGAGCUUGAGCCACAGCAGAGUGGGAGUGUGCGUGACGCAGCCGUCGAUGAAGCCGACAAGAUCGGUAGAUAUGAUUGCCUUCAUCAGCUUCCACGCGUUGAUCGGGAUGGAUAAUUUUAUCGUGUACGAUUCCGGGAUCUCGAAUGAAUUUAACAGCAGACUGAAGGACAUGGCGAACGAUCCAACCUCCUUCUGGAAGUUCACGUAUACCGUCGUACCGUGGAACUUCCCUUUCACGGAGAUCGACCAAAAUGUCAUAAGAGAAAUCAUCGAGACGGAUUGCUUGUACCGUACAUUCAAUAACGUCGCUUACGUUAUUGCUCUCUCGUGGAACGAGUACGUAAAUUUGAAGUAUCAUCAUGCGAUGAUCGAUCUGUUGGCGGAUUUCAAGCAAACCAAAUUGACGGCCGAUCGCUACAAGCUGAAAACCAUGACUUUUUGCACGCAGCAAGCUGACAAUAAACAAUAUGCCAAUUCUACCCUGACAGUAUUGAAGAAGACGAAAACCGACGUGAACACUCUGGAAAGUCGUUCCAUUUAUAUACACAAGCCGUACAUAACGUUGCAGACGUCUCACGUGUACGUCAAGGAGAUAGGAAAGGAUUUGAUUGCUGUGAAUCAAUAUAAGCAUUGUGAUAAUUACAAGGAGAGUAAAGAGGUGGAAGAUCUCACAAUUUUGAAGUUUGCCCAGGAUAUACAAAACUCAUCGAUCCUUAGGAAAUAUCUUGGACUUUACGUGCUUGACGCGGAUACAAAGUGAUAUUAGAGUCUUGCGUGAUUUAAUAUUAAAUUGAUAUUUGCACAAGCUUGGAUAAUGCUCUACUCGCAUACCGUUUGAUUCAUAUACAUAUAGGUACUUCGUAAUUAUGCCGUCUUUCAUACUAGGUGCCUUAAUCUCAUCAUGUUAUACAACUAGUCAUGACAUGAUCAGCUAUUUUAAUAUUUUGUAUACAUUUCAAAUUUUGAACCUAAGCUAUGUAAUAAAGCGUUUCUACUUGUUACUUUCAA
Wasmannia auropunctata (little fire ant) is the source of this 2024-nucleotide messenger RNA. RefSeq lists its product as uncharacterized. The transcript has 2 exons. Bases 466 to 1776 code for a protein of 436 amino acids. NCBI's taxonomy places the organism in Eukaryota, Metazoa, Arthropoda, Insecta, Hymenoptera, Formicidae. The record is from RefSeq and is a predicted model, not a curated record.